AUGAAGUGCAGCACACUUGCAUCAGUUACAUCAAUUUUGAGCAUUAUUGGGCCUGCACUUGCUUUGGAUGGUUAUACUUGUCUUGGUCAAAAUGUUAAACACAGUUUGCUCAUGGAUUGUGUUAACACACAUUACCACACCUUCUUGCAACAAUUUCCCACACACGAAUUUUUUAGGUCUGAUGAUAUAGUUGUUCCUUUUGAUGUUACCUUACCUUUUGCUGGACAGAACGCCCCACCAGAUCCAUAUUCAAGGAUAAGAAUUUCAUUCAGAAGAACAAAAAAAAUUAUCAAAGUGGAAGCAAUUGUAUCUGGUCAGAUCCAUGAGUGCCAACCCGUUGCUAACUGGUCGUAA
Blumeria graminis f. sp. triticale is the source of this 354-nucleotide messenger RNA. The record is from the annotation of a GenBank genome assembly. Lineage: Eukaryota; Fungi; Ascomycota; Leotiomycetes; Helotiales; Erysiphaceae.